Molecule: messenger RNA, 1570 nt
Organism: Epinephelus moara (kelp grouper)
Lineage: Eukaryota; Metazoa; Chordata; Actinopteri; Perciformes; Serranidae
Gene: osr1
Product: odd-skipped related transcription factor 1
Exons: 3
Coding region: 253-1065 (270 amino acids)
Biological process (GO): embryo development; urogenital system development; regulation of transcription by RNA polymerase II
Cellular component (GO): nucleus
Molecular function (GO): RNA polymerase II transcription regulatory region sequence-specific DNA binding; DNA-binding transcription factor activity, RNA polymerase II-specific
Source: RefSeq, a predicted model, not a curated record
GGAGCGGAGAGGCGUCCCGACACCACAACCACACCACCACACCGCCGUGCCUUCUCUCAGAUCACACCGGAGGAAAGCCGCAUCAGCGGAGGAACAUGCUGUCUCUCCGGCCGUCUCAUUAACUCAUCCGCCCCGAUAAACAAGGCUACUCAGCGGGCUUCAACACCCUGAACCACCGGCAGGACCCCCGAGCUGCAGAGGGAGAAUUUAAAAAUAUAUAUCUUGUAUCGACGGCCUGUUGGAUUUGCAGCCAUGGGCAGCAAGACCCUGCCAGCACCAGUCCCUCUCCACCCAUCCCUCCAGCUGGCUAACUACUCCCUCCUCCAAAGCUCCACAGGCCUCCAGCUGCCAUCAGAUCAUUUUCACAGCAUCUACAGCUUCAGUGCCCUACACGCCAUCCACCUCCACCAGUGGACCCUUGGCUACCCACCUUUGGCCCUGCCCCGCUGUACCAUCUCCAAACUGCCUGCCCAGUUCUCUUCCAUGGCCUCUAUCCCCAUGUUCCCUCACCUCCUGCAGCCCAAACAGGACACAGCUGGGCUGCUGCAGAGCUCCAAGAACAAACCCCGCUUUGACUUUGCCAACCUUGCUGCAGCAGCCACCCAGGAGGAUCAUCUGAAGGCAGAAGACCUGAGUAUGACGGGUGCUGCUGCUGCCGCUGCCGCAGCACAGGCUUCAUCUCACCAUCCAACUGCAGCCAGCCUGGGAUGCCUUCUGGAUGUGACCAAACUCUCCUCACCGGAGCGCAAGUCCAGCCGAGGCCGACUGCCCUCCAAGACCAAGAAAGAGUUUGUCUGCAAGUUCUGUGGCCGUCAUUUUACCAAAUCCUACAACCUUUUGAUCCAUGAGAGGACGCACACAGAUGAGAGGCCGUAUACCUGUGAUAUCUGCCACAAGGCCUUCAGAAGACAGGACCACCUCCGGGACCACAGGUACAUUCAUUCCAAAGAAAAGCCCUUCAAAUGUCAGGAGUGUGGGAAGGGCUUCUGUCAGUCCAGGACACUGGCUGUCCACAAAACAUUACACAUGCAGGUCAAGGAACUAAAGCCAGCCAAGAUCAAGUGAUUCACUGUGCCAGCAGGGAAGGGACGGGGACACUGGAAAAACACGACCAAAGACAACAGCAGCCAAAGAACAACCAAAGACUUCUUCAUCUCAGCCGUUGGAGGCAGAGCGCUCUGCUUCUGUGGGAAUACUCCUCAAGGAUGAAAAUAUUUCACCAGCCAGUUCUUAAAGGAAUAAUGCAGAAAUAAGCCUUAGUUAUCAAAGCCUGACUUGGCAGUGGAUGUGUGGAAUGUGAAAUGAAAAAAAAAGAAAAAAAAAACUUGUGGCUGCUCAGUGCAAAUACUUUGCUCAGAAGCUUAUAAUCCAAAGACUUUAUAAAAGGGACACAACUCUUAUGCAACAUUUUUUGUACAAAAACUGAGAAUGAUCAAAGCCAUGUUAACACAUUUUCCUCCUUUUCAAUAUCACAUCCCAAUGUUAUUUUUGUACAGAUGCAUUAUAUCAAAAAUGUAUUUUUGCACUUUAACCUGAUUAUUGAUUAUUUACAUAUAUCACUGGAUUUCUU